AUGCGUUCUGUCAACAUCAAUUGUCUAGUUCUAGGAAUGCCAUUCAGAAAUAUAAUCUCUAUCAAAAUUAAAGAAAACGAAACGAUUGGCGAACUCAAAAGACGUAUUAAAGCUGAAAAAGAUUACUUCGAAACUGCUGGCGCAAGCGACCUCAGAUUAUGGCGUACAAAUACCCGUAUAGGAAGCAGUAAUGCAAUUCCUUCUUUUGAUCUUUCCGAUAGCAACGAAAUAUUGUCAUAUUUUCAAAUCAAAGAUAUUUGGAAAGAAGAUCCUCCCAAAUCUAAUCUCCACGUAGUUGUUAAAAUCGAAGUACAUUGUAAAACCAUUUAUAAAAAAGCUAUAUAUGAUAAGCACGAGAAACAAUUUCAACGGAAGAUCACCUACGCUAUGGUAACAUUAGUCAAAUGGAAGGGAAAGUUCGCAAAUAUUUCGCAAGAGUUUAAGAACAAUCUAUUGAUCUCUAUAGGACACAUGAUGAAAACAUUUGAGGAUAAUUAAUUUAAAAAUAACAAGUUAUCUGAUGGACCGUUUGUUGUUUAGUCUAGAAUAAAUAUAUCCGGAGAUCAAAAUCAAAAAAUUGUAAAUUUUAUUCACAGUUCAAUACGGUUAGACAACCACAUCAAAAUGCUAGAUUGUGCAAACAAUUCAUAUCUUUGUAUUUAUCACCAAUAAAUUAGCAUCUUUA
Rhizophagus irregularis DAOM 181602=DAOM 197198 is the source of this 685-nucleotide messenger RNA. The record is from RefSeq and is a predicted model, not a curated record. Lineage: Eukaryota; Fungi; Glomeromycota; Glomeromycetes; Glomerales; Glomeraceae.